AUAGAAGCAAAAAUCGAAAAAGGAAAAAGGUGUGUCUCCUCUCUCCGGCAUCCAUCAUCACCAAUAACUCCACCAGCCAUAAAGACGGCACACUCCCACACACCAGACAACUCCUUUUCUUUCGCCGUUUACUUCUCUCCUCUCACAUCUUCUUCUUCAGAUGAUCUAGAGCAUAAGAACAACAAAUUUCACACACCAUCUGUUCUUAUCUCCGGUCAAUUCCUCUUAUUUCAUACACCCAGAAAUCCGUCGCUUUCCGGCAUAAAACCACCAUAACCACCAACUUUUUCACUUGUCAAUUCAAACCCCGUCAUCCAGUUCCACAAGUCGUCAAAAGAUCUCCUGUCAUCUUCUCUUUUUCUCAAUUUCGAACUUUCUAAUGAAUCCAAGCUUUGUUCUGAGCUUUCUUCAACCACCGUCCAUGGCUAUUUAGAUCCCUACUGUUUAAAACCCCAUUGACGAAAGAGAAACGGUGAAAAAAAAUGUGGACGAAGACGACGCCGUUUCUAGUGAUUGCUGCUGUUCUGUUGUUAUUAUCGCCGGACACGACGAUUCUCGGAGUGGGGUCUUUGAAUGUGGCCCUGAACGACGACGUUUUGGGGCUUAUGGUGUUUAAAGCAGACAUUCAAGACCCCUACUUGAGGCUUUCUACAUGGAAGGAAGAAGACGACAGUGCUUGCAAAUGGAGCGGAGUUACAUGCGACCCGUAUUCGAACCGGGUAACGGAGCUCCACUUAGAUGGGUUCUCUCUCUCGGGUCAUAUCAGCAAAGGUUUGUUGAGGUUACAGUUUCUUCAAACACUUUCUCUCUCUAGAAACAAUUUCACUGGACUCAUCGGCAACCCCAUUCUCACACAACUCAUCAAGAGCUCACAAGUAAUCGAUUUGAGUGAAAACGGGUUUUUUGGGUCCAUACCCGACCAACUGUUCGUCGAUUGUGGGUCAAUUAGAUCCCUUUCAUUAGCCAAGAACAAGUUAACUGGUGUAAUCCCUGAUUCAUUUGGUUCAUGUAUGACUUUGCAAAAUGUCGACCUUUCGUCGAAUCAGUUAUCAGGUGGUUUACCCAAUAAUAUCUGGUCGUUAACUUCAUUAAGAUCAAUUGAUUUGUCAAAUAACUUUUUUGAUGGUGAAAUCCCACAUGAAAAGAUUGAGACCUUGUUUGAUUUAAGGGUUCUUAAUUUAAGCAGCAAUAAUUUCAGUGGUGAAUUGCCUGAGAAGAUUGGAGAAUGUUUGUUGUUGAAAUCAGUUGAUUUUAGUAACAAUUACUUCGUUGGAACCAUUCCUUCGUCUCUACAGAAGCUUAGUUUAUGCAAUGUGCUUAAUCUCAGAGGGAAUUACUUCGCCGGAGACCUCCCUGAGUGGAUCGGGAAUCUAAAAAGCCUUGAAGUACUUGAUAUCUCGGUUAAUAAUUUCUCCGGUUUGUUUCCGACCUCAUUAGGCGAUCUUGAAGCAUUGAACACUUUGAAUCUUUCGUUGAAUCAAUUCACCGGGAACUUGCCUGAGUCAUUGGCGAAUUGCAUAAACCUCUCAGUUGUUGAUUUCAGCCGGAAUUUGUUCACCGGAAACAUUCCUGUUUGGGCUUUCAGCCUCCUACGAUUGAAAGGCGUUUCUCUUUCCGGGAAUCAAUUGACUGGAACUCUCGACUUUGGUGAAGCUGCUGCCGCUUUUGACACUCUAGAAAUCAUGGAUUUAUCUUCCAAUUCGUUUUCCGGCAUCAUCCCUUCAUCCAUCGGAAAUUUCAGCAGCUUGGUGUUCUUGAACAUGUCAUGGAACAGUCUCACGGGUCCUAUUCCCUCCAGUUUGGGGCAAUUAAAAGCUGUUAAUGUCAUUGAUUUUAGCCAUAAUUGGCUCAAUGGAACCAUCCCCGAUGAAAUCGGUGGAGCAGCUUUAUUGGAAGAAUUAAGGCUGGAGAAUAACUUUUUCACCGGCGAAAUUCCUGCAACUAUCGGAACAUGCUCUAUUCUAACCACUCUAAUCUUAUCCGAGAACAACAUCACCGGUGGGAUUCCGUCAGGUAUUGCAAACUUAACGGAGCUUGAAUCUGUUGAUUUAUCAUUCAACCACCUCACCGGAGGUUUACCAAAAGAGCUCACAAACCUAACGAAUCUCAUCAUCUUCAACAUCUCCCACAACGACCUUGAAGGUGAACUCCCUCUAGGAGGCUUCUUCAACACCAUACCCCUCUCUUCAGUUUCCGACAACCCAUCUCUAUGCGGAUCCAUAGUCAACCAAUCAUGCCCAGGUGCACACCCAAAACCCAUAGUCCUGAACCCAAACCCAUCUCACUCAAACCAUGAUUCACCACCAUUAACCCUAGGUCACAAACGAAUCAUUCUCAGCAUCUCAGCCAUCAUAGCCAUAGGUGCAGCAGUGUUCAUAGCAUUGGGUGUAAUCAUUGUUACCAUCCUCAACCUCCAUGUCCGGAACUCUCUUUCCCGGUCACCCGCCGGAGCUUUGACUUUUUCCGGCGGAGACGAGUUCAGUCACACCCGGUCUCCGAGCUCCGAUUACGGGAAACUCGUGAUGUUUUCCGGCGACACCGAAUUCGUCUCCGGGACCCACGCGUUGCUCAACAAGGAAUGUGAACUCGGGCGGGGCGGGUUCGGGGUGGUUUACUGGACCGCUUUAGGAAACGGGCGAUCCGUUGCCAUCAAAAAGCUUCACGUCCCGAGUUUGAUAAAAUCCCGGGAAGAUUUCGAUCGAGAAGUUAAAAAACUCGGGAAGAUUCGUCAUUCAAAUCUCGUGUUACUCGAAGGGUAUUACUGGACUCCAUCUUUACAACUUUUGAUUAACGAAUAUGUAUCGAGUGGGAGCUUGUAUAAGCAUCUUCACGAAGGAAAUUACGAAAAUACCCUCACGUGGCGGGACCGGUUCGAUAUUAUACUCGGUACUGCUAAAGGGUUGGCUCAUUUGCAUCAGAUGAAUGUGAUUCAUUACAACAUGAAGUCAUCUAAUGUCUUGAUUGAUUGCUCCGGUGAACCAAAGGUAGGUGACUUUGGGUUGGCCGCCCUGUUGCCGUCGUUAGACCGCCAUGUUUUGAGCGGGAAGAUUCAGAGCGCGCUUGGGUACAUGGCACCGGAGUUUGCGUGUCAGACAGUGAAGAUAACAGAGAAAUGUGAUGUUUAUGGGUUUGGGAUUUUGGUUCUUGAGGUGGUGACAGGGAAGAAGCCAGUGGAGUAUAUGGAGGAUGAUGUGGUGGUGUUGUGUGAUAUGGUGAGAGGGGCGGUGGAGAGUGGUGGGGCUGAGGGGUGUGUUGAUGGAAAGUUGAAAGGUGAUUUUCCGGUGGAGGAGGGUAUUUCGGUAAUUAAACUUGGGUUGGUGUGUGCAUCACAGGUGCCAUCAAAUCGUCCUGACAUGGAAGAAGUGGUGAAGAUUUUGGAGUUGAUUCGGUGUCCACCGGAAAAUCAAGAAGAGAUAGUAUGAGAAAGGGCAAAAUGCUGGUGGCAAAGAUGAACGACUGUUGAAGGAGAGAGUACAAACAGAUGGAAGCAUGAUUCUUUGGCGAGAGCAUUUUGCUUUUUGUUUGAUAUAGGUUUAGGAUCUAUACUUGUGGUUGUUUAAGGUUGUCUUUUGGUUUUUUUGAUUGUUUUUUUGUGGGAUUUAUGUUUUGUUUCCUACUUCUACCCAUUUGUUGAUAUUUGUUUUAGGUUACAAAUCACAAAUUUACAGGGCAAAUUUGUUGA
This is a messenger RNA of Lactuca sativa (garden lettuce), 3682 nucleotides long. Its product is annotated as leucine-rich repeat receptor-like protein kinase PXC2. NCBI's taxonomy places the organism in Eukaryota, Viridiplantae, Streptophyta, Magnoliopsida, Asterales, Asteraceae. Gene Ontology annotation, molecular function: protein binding; protein kinase activity; ATP binding. Gene Ontology annotation, biological process: protein phosphorylation. The record is from RefSeq and is a predicted model, not a curated record.